GUCCGCCGAGCCAUGUCGUUGAGCCCCAAGCACACGACGCCCUUCUCCGUGUCCGACAUCCUGAGCCCCAUCGAGGAGACCUACAAGAAGUUCGGCGGCGCCAUGGACGGCGCGCCGCCCGGCCUGGGGGCGCCCCUGGGGGCCGCGGCCGCCGCCGCCUACCGCGCGCCGCCGCUCGGCCCCUCCUCGCAGGCGGCGGCGGUGGCGGGCAUGCAGCCGCCGCACGCCAUGGCGGGCCACAACGCGGCGGCGGCGGCCGCGGCGGCGGCCGCGGCGGCGGCGGCGGCCGCCACCUACCACAUGCCGCCGGGCGUCUCGCAGUUCCCGCACGGCGCCAUGGGCGGCUACUGCAACGGCGGCCUGGGCAACGUGGGCGAGCUGCCCGCCUACACCGACGGCAUGCGGGGCGGCGCGGCCGCCGCGGCCACCGGCUGGUACGGCGCCAACCCGGACCCGCGCUACUCGUCAAUCUCCAGGUUCAUGGGACCAUCCGCGGGCGUGAAUGUGGCCGGCAUGGGGUCGCUGACGGGCAUCGCGGACGCAGCCAAGUCCUUGGCGCCGUUGCACGCGGCGGCGGCGGCGCCGCGAAGGAAGCGCCGCGUGCUCUUCUCGCAAGCGCAGGUCUACGAGCUGGAGCGGCGCUUCAAGCAGCAGAAGUACCUGUCGGCGCCCGAGCGCGAGCACCUGGCCAGCAUGAUCCACCUGACGCCCACGCAGGUCAAGAUCUGGUUCCAGAACCACCGCUACAAGAUGAAGCGGCAGGCCAAGGACAAGGCGGCGCAGCAGCUGCAGCAGGAGGGCGGCCUGGGGCCGCCACCGCCGCCGCCACCGUCCCCGCGCCGCGUGGCGGUGCCCGUGCUGGUCAAGGACGGCAAGCCGUGCCAGAACGGUGCCGGCACUCCGACACCCGGCCAGGCCGGACCGCAGCCGCCGGCCCCGACGCCGGCGCCCGAGCUCGAAGAGCUGUCGCCCAGCCCGCCAGCGCUGCACGGCCCGGGAGGCGGUCUGGCGGCCCUGGACGCGGCGGCAGGGGACUACGGCGGCGGCGUGCUCGGCGCCAACCUGCUCUAUGGCAGGACGUGGUGA
Molecule: messenger RNA, 1086 nt
Organism: Neofelis nebulosa (Clouded leopard)
Lineage: Eukaryota; Metazoa; Chordata; Mammalia; Carnivora; Felidae
Gene: NKX2-4
Product: NK2 homeobox 4
Exons: 2
Coding region: 13-1086 (357 amino acids)
Biological process (GO): regulation of transcription by RNA polymerase II; cell differentiation
Cellular component (GO): nucleus
Molecular function (GO): DNA-binding transcription factor activity, RNA polymerase II-specific; RNA polymerase II cis-regulatory region sequence-specific DNA binding
Source: RefSeq, a predicted model, not a curated record